Molecule: messenger RNA, 1884 nt
Organism: Alternaria ethzedia
Lineage: Eukaryota; Fungi; Ascomycota; Dothideomycetes; Pleosporales; Pleosporaceae
Exons: 4
Coding region: 1-1884 (627 amino acids)
Source: RefSeq, a predicted model, not a curated record
AUGCCGCAGCAAUUACAUGAAGUAACCGAAGCCGACAUUCAAGCGUGCUUAACAAGCAGCUACGAUGGUAACGAGCAAUACUCGGUGCUUCCUUCGAUCGAAGAUGUUUUCGAGCCAUAUAUCAGUAGCGAGCCUGGCGAAGACAUCACUGCAGUUGUGUCGUCAACGGUCGGUACCUCCGCUUCGAAUAUAUCCAAGCAGCGUUGUUCUUCGUACGAUUCUCAAGCUACACUACCAUUAUCGACGCCUUGCCCGUCGGACGAAGAAAGAGAUCUUCCUGUUAUGCUUUGCAGUCCUGCAAGGACGAAUCACCACUUCAACGUUGGCAAUACCGUACCCACGCCACAAGUACGAAGGACUCUGGACUUCGGUAUGCCAGCCUUUCGCCACACCAAUGACAUUGUACAACAAGUCUCUGAGCCUAGCGACUUCACUUCGCUGGCAGCACUGCGAAGACUUGAACGAGACCCUCCCCACCACUGGCAUGAAGACGAACGAGAACUAUUGACCAUCCUCUAUCGAUGGUACGAAGACACAUAUGUGGCAACCAUUCCGAAGGUCUUCAAUGCUAUCACCGGCCUCAACCUCAGGCUCAAUGUCAUUCGAUACCAAUUCGAGAGCCAUCUAAUCUUGUAUGGUGGCCGCGCAUACCCCGAGUUCGAUCGUGUGAUGAAAGUCCCAUUCCACGACCCGGAAGACAAGUACGACGAGAUCCACGCAAUUAUCGAGGACACUGCCUUGGAUUCUGGCAUCGAAUUAUCAAGACGCACACACGAGGUGAAAAUUGAGUCUGGCUUGGCGAGAACUGCAAAGUCUCCCAAGACGAGGAAACAUUACAAAUCCUUGGUUAGACGUGCGCUGAAGAGGGAGAAGGAGAGAGCACGCGCCAUUUUCACGCCAGCUCGGGAAGAUUUACCACUGCAGGAUCUACAGCUCGGCGGGAUGACAUUAGCUGAGCAAGAUAAUGAGGAAACAUGGUCAGACGUUGACGGUUAUCAUACACCGCCCAUCACACCUACACAGCCAACACUCCGGACUCCACCCGGCAGGAAUACGAUUGGAUUUCGCGUUUGGGAUGCCAACAGCCGGACCAUGUUCGACGACGAGACAGGCUUCGUGAGCCAAGUCUUCUCAAUUUGGAGGGGCGAGUUCCUGCCGCCUUUCUCUCCAGAUGGACAAGGUCAACAGGCUAUCAUGCUCUUGACGAAUCUCCAUUUGUCAAUGAGCGGCGGCGCAUCGGCCUUUGUUUCAGUAUCUACGAGUCUCUUGCAGGCACUGGUCAAGGCCUCAACAAUGUUUGAGCCCAGAAUCGCCGUCACUGCUGACGUGAUGCGGAUGUUGAAAGCGGAAGGCCAGGCUCCGUGGGCAAGAUACAAGGGCCUCGCAGAGCGCAUGGUUUGGGCUUCCGUGCCAGCUGCAGCUGUGCUGUCACACUUCCCGCUUUCCGACCUUACUGUUUUGUCACGCCACAACCAAGCUUGCGACGAUAUCCUCAACUUGCGGGACAUACAAUCAGGUCGAAAGACACAAUACGUCUCCUCACUCUUGCGCGACAGGAACACCUUCAUCAACAUCCGCACGGCACGAGCUAUGGCUGUAGUAUGCCGGGCCUUCAAGAUGCACCGUGUCGGCGUCAGCCUUGCGCACAUUCAAGGACUAGUCUCAUCGUUGGUGGAUUCGUUCCAGCUGAAGCACGUCACAAACGAUACACCUCGCAUGUCUAUGAUGAUGGCCAAAGCGUUUGCCGUGUCUCUCGUGUCGCAAGCUCAUCUGGACCCUGAUGUUGAGACCGCUUUUCAGGAAGGCGUUCAGCAAGGCACUGUUAGUAAUAUCCGUGUACAGACUAUUGUGAAGCAUUUACUGACUCCAUACAUCGACUUUUAG